ACAGUACUGUUGAGCAGAGAUCAGACUCAUGUGGAUCGGAGCGCGGAUCCGCAGCUAAACCUCAUCACACAGACACACUGUUCGGAUAACACACCACGUUCAGCUAAACAUCGUUUAUGGUUUUAUCUGAAGAUUUCACAAUGUCUCGCACCGACGAGGUCCACCGCAUUACGGAAAAUGUCUAUAAGAACAUCAUGGAACAGUUCAAUCCCUGUUUGCGGAAUUUCAUCGCCAUGGGAAAGAACUACGAGAAGGCUCUCUCCAGUGUGACGUUUGCAGCCAAGGGCUAUUUUGAUGCUCUGGUGAGAAUGGGAGAGUUGGCCAGUGAAAGCCAAGGAUCUAAAGACUUGGGGGAUGUGCUUUUCCAGAUGGCAGAGGUCCACCGACAGAUUCAAAUGCAGUUAGAGGAAAUGUUGAAAUGCUUCCACAACGAGCUGCUGUCGGAGCUGGAGAAGAAGGUGGAAUUGGACGCAAGAUACCUGACUGCGGCUCUUAAGAAGUACCAGGUGGAGCACAAAAGCAAAGGAGAGAGUCUGGAGAAAUGCCAGGGUGAGCUGAAGAAACUGCGGAGGAAGAGCCAGGGCAGCAAGAACCCCUCCAAGUACGGCGAGAAGGAGUUGCAGUAUGUUGAGACUAUCAGCAGCAAACAGAGUGAGCUGGAUAGCUUCAUUGCAGAGGGCUACAAAACAGCACUUUCCGAGGAACGUAGGAGAUACUGUUUCCUGGUGGACCGCCAGUGCGCUGUGGCCAAGAACAGCAGCGCCUACCAUGGCAAGGGUAAGGACUUGUUAACCCAGAAGAUCCCAGUGUGGCAGCAGGCCUGUUCAGACCCCAACAAACUGCCCGACAGGGCCAUGCUGCUCGCCCAGCAGAUGACUUCUGGAUCCGGCACCCUCCUCUCCAGCCCUCUGCACUCCUCCAAGGGCAACCUGGUCAUCUCAGAUCCCAUCCCUGGAGCACAACCGCUGCCUGUGCCCCCCGAACUAGCUGCCUUCAUGGGAAGUGGCCUGGGCCAUCAGGGGCGGCUAAUGGGUCCUGAUGGCAUGUCUCUGGUGAACGGGACAACGGGGGUCCAUGGAGACGACUACUGGACUGAUGGCGGGGUCUCUCAGGGAAGACCGCCCUCUCCACAGAAUCAGACUCAACCACAGAGCCAGCCCCAGAGACAGGUCAGCGACGUCUAUUCCAACACCCUUCCCGUCCGCAGGCCUCAGCCUGCUAAAAACAAGACCACUGUGGGAGAGACACGGACUCUGCCCAGGUCGAGUUCCAUGGCGGCUGGUCUGGAGAAGAACGGACGUUCUCGUGUACAGGCCAUCUUCUCCCACGCCGCUGGAGACAACAGCACCCUUCUGAGCUUCACUGAGGGCGACAUCAUCAACCUGCUGGUGCCAGAGGCUCGGGAUGGCUGGCACUACGGGGAGAAUGAGAAAAACAAGAUGCGUGGCUGGUUUCCUUUUUCCUACACCCGAGUGCUGCCUGACAGUGACAGCGAGAAGUUAAGAGUCAAUCUUCAUCAUGGGAAGAGCAGCAGCACAGGAAACCUGCUGGAGAGAGAGGACAUGUCCUUGCCCAUGCCUGACUAUGGUCUGACUGCCCGACUGUUGGCACAGAGCCUAACACAGACUCGACCACGUCCCUACAGCAUGGCAGGCUUCGUACAGCCAGCGCUAGAGGAUUAUGACAGUCAGUUUGCUACAAGUUCCGAUGGCAAAUUGAUUUCGACAGUGUGAACACAGACAGACUAUCAGACACAGAUCCGGAUAGCACAGGGGCCACGCCCCUACUUCCCUUAGCCCCUCCCCUUUUAAGCUCUGCCUCCACACACUCCUCCUCCAAUGGAAGGGGCCAGUCUCAUCCCUCCUUUCUGUCCUCUCUUCCUCCCUGCGUCUUGCUGGGGCGAUAGUGAUGGUCGCGUGUGGUGGGUCGGGGGGGAACUCUGAGAAGAACGACCGGAACGCAGUCCAACUGCUCGCCUCGCUGCUUUACGGACUCUGAUUCGCCUGUAGUGACGCCGCUAUGACAUCGCUGUGGACUCCAAAGAGACUGCUUACCACUUCCCGUCUUUCAUGCAUGAGCACAAGUUUUGCUAUGUGGUUGUUUUUUUGUUUUUUUUCAAAUGACAUCCUCAUGUAAAAGUGCCAAAAGUAAAGCAAAUUUGGUCUUUUGGAGCAGCCCUCCUCAUUGCGAAGCUCUUGCUGAGUGUUUUUCUAAGCAGAUAUAAUGGGAGCCUCAUGCCAAAUGAGGAAUGUUUUUUGUUUUUUUAUUCUUCUUUGUGGUUUAGUUGUGCAGAGUGUACUCUCUCUCUGUGUGUGUUUUUGAAGAGCAUUUGCGUUUUGUGAAUCCCUCAUGUAUUACCUGGUGCUCUUCUGGUCCAGAGGCUGUGUCACUUUGUGCCGCAACAAGCUUAGAUUUUCCUCCAAUUCACCCACGAAAUUGGAAUGAUUGGAAGGAAAAUUGAAAUUUUCCCUCAUUAAACUAGUGCCAAAUGAGAGUGGACCUAUGAAACUGGAGCGAAGGUUGCAUGAGCUUCAAAAUCCUCGGGUGGGACUGUGCUGUUCGUCCAGACCUGCACGUGUCUGCUCACCCUACAUGCAUGAAAGAAAAGUGCUUUGAGCAGAAACCUUUCCCCCAAAAAAAUAUCCCAUUAUCCUAUCUCAGACAGCUGGAAGUAUGGGAUCGGAAUAGUAUCAAAAAUAAUAUUUUUUUGUCAGUAUGAUUCACAAAUGUGUGACCUUAUUCACAAAAUUUGUUUCUCAAAUAUUCCUAUGAACGUUGUUCACAAGUUUUUAAACUCAUGAACUGAUGGAUAACUUUGAAUGUAUUAUUUUUUGAGAGGUUUUUAGUAAAGAUACAUUUAGCCCAAAAUACCAAAAUUCACAUUUUGGUAAAAUGAUGAAUGAGAGGUUUUUAUUCAAAAAUAAAUUUUGCCAACAAUACCAUAACCCAAUUUUUGGUUAAAAUAGUGAUUGAGAGAGGUUUUGAUACAAAAAUACAUCUUGCCAAAAAUACCAAAAUUCACUUUUUGGUAAAAUAGUGAUUGAGGGGUUUUUAUUCAAAAAUACUAAAAUUCACUUUUUGGUAAAAUAGUAAUUGGGUAAAAUAAUGAUUUAAAUGGCAACAUAUAUUAUGUAUUUUUUUAAUUAGAUUUUGUAUUUAUUUAUUUGUUUUUCAUCAGGUACAUUCUCUUCAGCCAAUCAAGUGAGAGUUGGAGAUCAAUGCAUUGUACAACACUGACAUUAAAUGCUAUGUGAAAGGGCCUUAGGCACCAUUCCCUCAAAAAUGAAAUGACUGUCAUCAUUAACUCACCCUCACGUUGUUCCAAAUCCUUUGCUUUGGUUUCCAUUUGAAAAACACAUUUAGAUCAUUUCAGUGAAUCUUGAGAGGUUUCUGUCACAAAAAACCCAAAGUCUUAUAGGUUUGAACAACAUGAAGGUGAGUAAACAAUAGGUGCAUUUACAUGGACACUUUUUGCUUCCAUCUGAAUAAAUUCAUUCUGAUUGAUGAAUCCCAACGUAGUGUUUACAUGAACGCUAAAUAAAGUGAUCAGGGUGAUAUGCGCGCUUAUGUCAGAAGCUUCUGAUCGGAUUUACUUUUGACAUGCACACAUUGCAUGAAUAUACCGGGUUUCCCGCUGCUGUCACAUACUGUUUUAAAAAGCACACGUGAUAUUUACGCGAUAGUCUUAAACAAGGACUCUAGAAUGUUGCCCUGCUCCUUUUUAUAGAUGCUGAGUGAAAGGGGAGUUUUAUAAUGAUGGUAUACUAAUAAAUGAGACUUUAUUAGUCAGGAAGAACGGCUCAUUCUGCGCGUCAUAUGUCAUGGCGCUAUUUCUACAUCACUGCGCAUGCACAGUACUGUCUAGUUUCGGUUUUCAAUCCGAUCAAGUGUUUACACGUCCUCGCACUUGGAUUAGAAAAGGAAUAAACCACCCUAUACGGAUCAGGCCAAUUUAAUCUGAUUGACGUGUUUACUCUGGACUUUUUUAUUCUGAUUGUGCAUCUAGUCCUAUUACGAUCGGAUUGGUAGGGUCCAUGUAAACGCAGCUAUUGACAGAAUUUUCGUGUUUGAGUGAACUGUCUCUUUAAAUUAUUGCCUUUGGGAAUAUAUUCAGCAUCGCGUUACGUCAGUCAAGCUCGCAUCAGCCAACAUUCAACUGUUCCUGAUGUGUACCAAUCCAGUGUUGACACCUAUCACAUGUGGUCUAUUUAAAUUCCCACUCUUCAGCAUCUCUUCCGUCACAUCGCUGCUUGCAAUUAACUCCCUCCUCCAACCCCAACUCCACCUAACUGAACCUGUAAUCCCAUCUGACUUUUGCUUCACUUCAUCGGAAGCAUUCUCUAUCAUGGAUUGUUUUACAACUCAUUGUGAAUAGUAAUUAUGUAUGCAUAUAAUGGUCCUGUUCUGUCCCCCGGGGGGGUUGUCUUGCUGCUCUACCCACUCUGUCCAAGCAUGGCUGUCCAAGUAGUGUUGCCCAGAACAAUACCAUACCGCCAACACUAACUGUUUGCAAUAUAAUUGUAAUAAAUAUACUUGACGAAAGUGGUUCUGAUUGAAAUGAAUUUAAUUUUGUGAAUCUCAAUCAGGUUACACAUUUCUGUAUCAUAUCAUGUGAAUAUAUACAUUUUAGGCUAUUCUGAGCCCAUCCAGAAGUGCCACCAGCCCAUGUCUCUAAAACAUUCCCAUUGUAGUAUGUUUCCAUGCAGUUUUAGGAUGUCGACUGACAGAUCCUCUGGAGCUGUGGUGUAGUCCUCGCUGUGAUGAUGUUCUUUUGUUUCUUCUUUCUUUUUCUUUUCUUGCAAAAUAGACAAACUAGGAAAAAUGCACAAGAAAUCAGUGUAACAAUCACAAAAUGCAUGCUGAGGAGGAACAUAGUGAACAAUGACCUUGAAUGUAUGGUGACUUUUUACGAAAGGAAUAAAUAAAUAUCUAUAUAUUAAUAAAACAUUUGUUCAUAUGAGCUUCUAAUGAUUUUUAACGUUGUCAUCUUGAAUUUCCAAGUAUUUGCAUUGAGCUUCAAUGGGUGCUGCACAACUAACUCAAUAGAAACGUCCUUUAUUGCGAUAUCCAUCAUAUUUCAUGUUGUUAUUUACUGAUGUAUUAUUUUAUAAAAUCUAAACAUUUAAAAUAAACCAAAUAUAUAUGGCAUGAGCAAUUUUGGGCCAUUAAUGGUUAAUAUUAUUCAGGGUUUUUUGGGGGGCUUUUUGCUUGCACCCACAUACCAACAAGUCAUGCUCAACUGGGUCGUCCACAAAUAAAAUGUCAUCUUUUGAGACCGACUAUUAACCAACAUUUCACGAACCUGAAGAGCACACAGUUCUAAUCUAGCAUAAAGUUUGUGUACUUGUGCAUCAUGACGUCAUGUCUGUAUGAAUUUGUGACCGUGUGUGUUUUUCCGUGUCUGUGCUUGCCUGCUCGCCUUUUUUCUUCUUCUUAUCUUCUAAGAUCUGUUAUAUUUGAGAUGUAUAAGACAUGUCAGUUUUUUUAUAAGCAUGCAUCUUGUAUAAAGAACUGAAUUAUUUUUUAUUUUUUUUAUGUGUAUAUAUAUUGAAAUGUGCUCUUCAAGAGUUCACUGUUUUCCAUACACAUCUCUUUACUAAUUGGACCUCCUAACCAAACUGCUUUGGGCAGACCUUUCAUUUUGCACUAUAUUUUGAACCCAUGUCAUUACUAGAAGUGUGUUAUUGACUCAUCUACAAACAUAAGACUGUGACCUCAUCCAUGAGCAAAAAAAAGCGCUACUGUGUGUCACAGAGCAAGUAACCUACUGUACGGCCAUUGAACGCAACACUAACAGUCAUUUGAAUGCGGUGGAAAUGUAGCCAUUCAUAGUCUCCGUCUGAGCUGAGCUCUCAGGUUCAAACCCCUGGACUCUGUUUACUUUCCAGUUUGGGUCCUGAAUUGUCCCGGUUCUGAGUGUUGCAGGACCUCCGUAAGUCACCUGCCUCCAUCGCUGCUCAGCCAAACCAGUCAUGCCCUUUCUUUUAAUUUUGGUUUUUGUUUUCGACUCUCAUUCGCUGUGCGGCUUAAACGGACAGUAGGGCUUCACAACUGUUUCGUCUCAUGCCGCCACCUGCCUCUCUGGUUGGUCCUUGGCUUUUUGUGUGUGAGCUGUAGUUCGUACUAGCCAGAGAGGUCAUAGGUUGCCAGGAAAUGGUGUUGGCGCUGGAGGUAACCCCGAAUCUAACUCUUGCAUGCAUCUAUCAAUGCUGACAGAAGUAACUACAGUAUGUCUUGUACCAUUUGCAUGCCUGCACCAAACACCCUUCAUAGACUCUUCUCCAGAUACCCGUUCAUAAGUAUAUGUCAAAUGAAUCACCGUAUGCCUUUCAGCAGUACCUUUCUUCUGUUCCCCAAAUCAAAGUGCAGUAGAGCUGUUUAUGUGUCGUAGAGUUCAGUGGGUCACUAGCGUGGGCCGUGUUGUGGGCAUACUGACCGUGUUUGUUCUCCACCCCCUCUCCAUCUAGUGACCGUUCCCUGGAGGUCUACUACAGGCCAAGCAUCAUGGAUGACCGAUCCGCUCCUCUCUACUACUAGAGGGGCCAUGCAGUGGCCUGCGCACUAUGUCGCCCUCUUCUGUUCUGUCUGUGUCAUUGCAACAGCAUGUGGAGGCAGAGCACAUGCAUUUCCCCACAGGGCACAGAGGAUGGAGUUGGUUAUGUUCUUAAAGGAUUAGAAUAAUGAUCUUAACUCUGUAGCUUUACAAUUAAUGGUAUUUGUGUCCACCGAUUCACGUAUUUUAAAAGUUAACAGCUUUUCUGAAUGGUUUUCUUCAUCAACAAAUCAGGCACAACUGAAGUGACAGUACUUUUUUUUUUCUUUUUUGGAGGGAAAGUGUAAGCCUGAUCAUUUAAACAUGAGAUCUUUUAUUUGAAUGAAUGUGAAAAUGUAAAAAAAAAAAAAAGUGAGUAAUUUGGAUAUUAUUUCUAUAAAUGCAGUUCUAAAGGGGAGCCUUUCUUUUUCUGUCAGUUAUGGAUGUUUUGUUUCACAUGCCUCUAUCAAAUCAUUUCAGAAAGCUGAUGGAACCUCUUCGCAGGGAUCUUGAUGCUGUGGUCACUCUGUAUUAAACAGACCACUGUGCUUUGCUAAAGUUCUAGUGAUGCCUCUGUGAAUCCUUGUCUUUGUAGAGAUCUGUACAGUAUAUUAGAUGCAAUAUAUAGUGCAACAGGAACUGUGCCUUUUAUUGCUGUUUUGUGCUCUAUGCUGUUCUGAAUAUCUGUAACUCCACUGGUGUAAGUAAAGGGAAUUGCUUUAUGUGAUAUUUUGUAGUUCCAUUUGAUUUUUUGUAUUAUUAUUUGCUUCUACCGUCCUUUUUUUAAUUUACCUAGAAAUUCCAAUGACUGUUAUAGAUCUAUAAGAAGGUUUAUUUGUUUUCACCUGCCGCUUUUGCUUUUCUACUGUACGUACUGAGCAAUACUGCUUAUUAAAUAUCAAAAAUAGACUUAAUAAAAUAAUAGUGAAAAUAUUAAAUUGCAGGUUCUGUAAAUAUAUCUUUUGGUUUGUUUUCUGCUUGAGGGACUGAACAUUACUAGAACAGUAUAUAUAACAACUGAUUUUUGAAAUGAUAUGGAAAAUACAAUAUCAGCUAGUUUAGAUCCUGCUAUGAAUUGCAUGUUUUCUAUAUUAGGGCAUCUUCUGUGGAUCGUGUGAGAAAGGUGGGAUCGAUGUCUGAUUCUUCGCUGGACUGGAAGAUUUUGUCUGAUCAGCUUUGAAACCAGUUUUAUUUUUGUUUUGGCUCUUCUGUUUAUUCUUAUUUAUGGACAACUGCAAAUGUAUGUGAACAUUUUUUUCUUUUCUGAAAUAAAAAGGCACAUUUAAACUGC
Molecule: messenger RNA, 7823 nt
Organism: Carassius gibelio (silver crucian carp)
Lineage: Eukaryota; Metazoa; Chordata; Actinopteri; Cypriniformes; Cyprinidae
Product: brain-specific angiogenesis inhibitor 1-associated protein 2-like
Exons: 14
Coding region: 117-1733 (538 amino acids)
Biological process (GO): actin filament bundle assembly; plasma membrane organization; positive regulation of actin filament polymerization
Cellular component (GO): cytosol; nucleoplasm
Molecular function (GO): protein binding; cytoskeletal adaptor activity
Source: RefSeq, a predicted model, not a curated record